CCCUCGCCUCCCAACACCCUCAGCUCACGGCCGGACCCUCCUCCUCCCACCACGUGUCCUGCCCGCUCCCUCCCGAGGGGCCGCGCGCACGGGAGAGCCGGAGAGGCGGCGGGGAUGGCGCUGUGACAGCCGGGCCGGAGCCCUCGGCGUCUCCCCCCGCUGCCACGGCCCGCGCCCCGGCCGCUCGAGAUGGAGUCCACAGCCUACACUCUCAAUUUGACCCUAAAAGAGGAAGAAGAGGAGGAAGAGAUUCAGAGCCGGGAACUGGAAGAUGGCCCCACGGAUAUGCAGAGAGUCCGGAUCUGCUCAGAGGGUGGAUGGGUGCCCGCCCUAUUCGAUGAGGUGGCCAUAUAUUUUUCCGAUGAGGAGUGGGAAGUUUUGACGGAGCAACAAAAGGCCCUGUACCGGGAAGUCAUGAGGAUGAAUUAUGAAACUGUCCUGUCCCUGGAAUUCCCAUUCCCUAAGCCAGACAUGAUCACUCGGCUGGAAGGGGACGAGGAGUCCCAGAAUUCUGAUGAAUGGCAGUUCCAAGGAGGAACCUUUGCAGAAAAUGAAGAGUCUGAUGUCAAGCCCCCAGAUUGGGUGGGUCCGAUGAACGCCACCCCGCAGUUUGCUCAGCCCCAGCACCUGGAUGGGUUUGGCCUCCGCCUGCCCCGGGACCUCACAGAGCUCCCCGAGUGGAGCGAGGGGUACCCCUUCUACAUGGCCAUGGGCUUCCCAGGGUAUGACCUCUCGGCGGACGAGAUUGCGGGGAAGUUUCCGUUCAGCAGGGGCAUGCGGCGCAGUUAUGACGCGGGGUUCAAGUUAAUGGUGGUGGAAUAUGCCGAGAGCACCAACAACUGCCAGGCUGCCAAGCAGUUUGGAGUGCUGGAAAAGAACGUUCGAGACUGGCGCAAAGUGAAGCCACAGCUCCAGAACGCCCACGCCAUGCGGCGGGCAUUCCGCGGCCCCAAGAAUGGGCGCUUUGCCCUGGUGGACCAGCGUGUGGCCGAGUAUGUCAGGUACAUGCAGGCCAAAGGGGACCCCAUCACCCGGGAGGCGAUGCAGCUGAAAGCGCUCGAGAUCGCCCAGGAAAUGAACAUUCCGGAGAAAGGGUUCAAGGCUAGCUUGGGCUGGUGUCGAAGGAUGAUGCGAAGGUACGACUUGUCCCUGAGGCACAAAGUGCCCGUGCCCCAGCAGCUGCCCGAGGACCUGACCGAGAAGCUCGUCACGUACCAGCGCAGCGUGCUGGCCCUGCGCAGGGCGCACGACUACCAGGUGGCCCAGAUGGGCAACGCCGACGAGACGCCCAUUUGCCUUGAGGUGCCGUCACGGGUGACGGUGGACAACCAGGGCGAGAAGCCAGUCUUGGUCAAGACGCCGGGCAGGGAGAAGCUAAAAAUUACAGCAAUGCUGGGUGUCCUGGCAGACGGGAGGAAACUGCCGCCGUACAUCAUUUUGAGGGGCACGUACAUCCCCCCCGGGAAGUUCCCCAGCGGCAUGGAGAUCCGCUGCCACCGCUACGGAUGGAUGACGGAGGACUUGAUGCAGGACUGGUUGGAAGUGGUGUGGCGGCGGCGGACGGGCGGGGCGCCCAAGCAGCGCGGGAUGCUGAUCCUGAACGGCUUCCGUGGCCACGCCACUGACUCGGUGAAGAGCUCCAUGGAGAGCAUGAACACCGACAUGGUCAUCAUCCCAGGGGGCCUGACCUCGCAGCUGCAGGUGUUGGAUGUGGUGGUCUACAAGCCACUCAACGACAGCGUGCGGGCCCAGUACUCCAACUGGCUUCUGGCCGGCAACCUGGCGCUCAGCCCCACCGGCAACGCCAAGAAGCCGCCCCUGGGCCUCUUCCUGGAGUGGGUCAUGGUUGCCUGGAAUAGCAUCUCCAGUGAGUCCAUCGUGCAGGGCUUCAAGAAGUGCCACAUCUCCAGCAAUCUGGAAGACGAAGAUGAUGUCCUGUGGGAGAUUGAGAGCGAGCUUCCAGGGGGAGGGGAGGCCCCCAGGGAUUGCGAUACCGAGACUGCGCGGGAGGGCAACUGACACCCGGUGGAGAACUAAGGUGGGGAGGAAAACCCUCAAGAAGAUUCCUCAAAGUGUGGAUGCACAGGGAGCCGCAAAAGGCCACAGGGCUCGGAACAAGCCCACAUCUGGACAGCCACCUGUGUACCCCAUCCUGCGACGUAGCCCAACCCCGCCCC
This is a messenger RNA of Mirounga angustirostris (Northern elephant seal), 2177 nucleotides long. It is a transcript of the gene POGK, whose product is annotated as pogo transposable element derived with KRAB domain. The record is from RefSeq and is a predicted model, not a curated record. Gene Ontology annotation, molecular function: DNA binding. Gene Ontology annotation, cellular component: nucleus. Gene Ontology annotation, biological process: regulation of DNA-templated transcription. Bases 190 to 2019 code for a protein of 609 amino acids. The transcript has 6 exons. NCBI's taxonomy places the organism in Eukaryota, Metazoa, Chordata, Mammalia, Carnivora, Phocidae.